Molecule: messenger RNA, 2802 nt
Organism: Asparagus officinalis (garden asparagus)
Lineage: Eukaryota; Viridiplantae; Streptophyta; Magnoliopsida; Asparagales; Asparagaceae
Exons: 4
Coding region: 43-2802 (919 amino acids)
Molecular function (GO): zinc ion binding
Source: RefSeq, a predicted model, not a curated record
UCUCUGCGAGGCCGAGGAGAUCUGAGAUUUAAUCAAGUUAAAAUGGCGAACGGAGUACCGAUUAUUUGCUUAUUCAAUGGAAAACUGAGCGUUGGAAUGAAUAAUAUGCCUAUAUACGAUGGAGGCUCUAGGAAAAUGUUCAUGUUGUCCAGAAAUUACAACUUUGAUAGAUUGGUGGCGCAAAUAUACAGAGUCACUGGAAUUAAUCACGUCGAAAAUUCCAUUAAGAUCUUCUGUAAUUGUCCAAUAAAUGAUCAAAGAACAAUUGCUGUAGAGAUCACCAAUGAUGAAGAAUUGAAUAACAUGAUACAGCUUGCGGAAAAACAAGUAUCAAUCGAGUUGUUUAUUGAAAAUAUUCCAGUGUAUUCGGUCGCUGAAGUUUCAUAUGCUCGUGGAGAGUUCUCCCGCAUGCUUGAUAAUCAAAUCUCGUUAUCUCAAAGUGCCAUGCGCUUUAAAAAUGAGUCGGGUGCAAUGUCAAAUGACGUGUUCCACAACUCGCCGGGUUAUGUUUCAGUUGAUUUACCGGGGGGUUCUACAAUAGCAGAGGAUAAUGAUGAGGAUGUAGAUGCCGAUGAUGAUACUGAAGAUGCUGAAGAGGAUGAACGUCUUGAUAGUAUGCAGUAUGCAAUUGGAGAGACCAAUGAUGACGUAAGUUGGAUGGAUGAAUAUUGCGUAAAUAACGACUACGUAGAGUCUGAAGAGCCGUUGCCAGAAGAGUUUCAAAAUGAUGAGUGGAUAAAUGCCUCACAAGCUGAGUUCGUCGAUCCUGGCCCUAAUUUCGAUCCAUCCGAGGACUUUACUUUCAAGAAAGGAGAUCUUUUCGAGAACAAGGAAACAUUAAUUUUCGCUAUACGUGAAUGGACAAUAAAAAACCGGGUCAAAUUCAAGACGGUGAAAAGCAACACAACUAGCUAUCAUGUAAAGUGUUACUUUAAUGAGAGAGGUCAAGGAGAGAAUACAAGUGCUGCAGAUGAUAGAAAUUCAAAGUGUCCAUGGAAGCUUAAUGCAGCUAUUAGGAAAAAAUCACUUGGCCAGUUUAUAAUCUCUAGUUAUUGCGGACUCCAUACAUGUUCUAAUUCGACUGCAACUUAUGAUCAUAAGACUUUGACUUCCUCUUAUAUCGCAAAGCUAAUUAUGCCCGAAGUUAGGCGGGAACUUGAUCUUACUCCAGGACAGAUAAUUACAAGGGUAUAUGACAUGAAAAGAAUAACAAUUUCCAAGUUUAAAGCAUAUGAUGCACGGAGGAAGGCGUUGACUAAAAUCUUUGGAGAUUGGGAGGAAUCUUACCAAUUACUUCCGCAUUACCUUUCAGCAAUUGUGCGGAACAAUCCGGGUACCGAAUAUGACAUAGUGUCUAAGGAGGUCGCACCAGAAACGGAGAGGUUCAUAUGUGUUUUUUGGGCAUUUGGGCCCGCUAUCAGAGGGUUCUCUUUUUGUCGUCCGCUCUUAAGUAUCGAUGGAACACAUUUAUAUGGCAAGUAUAAAGGAGUAAUCUUGGUUGCGACCGGUGUAGAUGCAAACGGUGGGCUAUUUCCUGUAGCUUUUGCAGUUGUGGAGGUGGAGGAUACAUCGAGUUGGAAGUGGUUUUUUCAAUGUAUUUACAAAUAUAUUCCGACUGUUCAAAGUCCACGAGUUAUUACCUUUAUUUCUGACCGGAUGAAAGGAAUUCCACGAGCCUUGCACGAGGGGUGGAGUGCACCACAUCAUCACCGAUAUUGCUUGCGGCAUAUAAGAGCUAAUUUUAAGAAAAAACAUGGAGAGGUCAAUUUACAAAAUCUAUUAUGGCAAGCCGGUUGUGCAACUGACUCACUGGUAUAUGAGCAUUGUAGAGAGAAAAUUAAAUCCAUAUCACUUGAAGCCCACGAUUGGAUUGAACAAAACUUGAAGCCGCAAUACGAAGAUCGAUGGGCAUUAUGUAAAGAUGGUGGAGUGCGAUAUUGUAUGAUGACAACUAAUUGUUCCGAAAGUUUCAACGGCGUACUUAAGGGUGCCCGUGCUAUGCCAAUUCAAGCCUUAGUUGCAAGGACGUUUUAUAGAUUGAACGCAUAUUUUAAUAAGAGGCGCAUUGAUAGUGCAAAUUGGACGAGUAAGUACACUCCAAAAAAUGAGAUUAUUUUGCAGAAAAGGAUUGUGGCUGUGAGAACAUGUAGAAUUGAACAAUUCAACAACAAUGAGUGGGAGGUUAAAGAUUGUGAUGGUACAUACACCGUUCAUCUCGACGAUCAGGAGUGCAGUUGUACUUGUAGUAUACCACAAUUACAGAAAAUCCCAUGUCAACACGUUUUAGCAGCUAGUUCCAAUCAAGAUGGUGGAGCUAGAUUGCUUUAUGACCGAUAUUGCUCAGCUUGGUAUUCAACAAAUCAUUAUCGGCGGGCUUAUAAGGAGAGUUUUCAUCCUCCCGAUGAUACUCGCUAUUGGCCGGAAUUAUAUAUACCGUACUUAUUACCACCUAAGCACAAAAGACAAGCUGGACGACCAAAAUCCGUACGCAUUAGAUCUACCAUGGAUCAAGGUCGUGAAGGAAUAGAUGCUAUGGAUGAUGUCGAGGGUAUUGCAAAUGAGGGCAUAGCUUCCGCCACAGGAGAUUCAGUACAUGUAUCGAUAUUGCAUCGGAUAGUGGCGAGAGUUCGUAGAGCUUUUCAACAAACUCAUGAGGAUCGGCAUGAAGGUCGUGAGCAGGUGGAUCUUGACGAUACUCUAUAUAGAUUCAACAGGAAAUUAGAGAAUCAAAGGGAAAAGGAAGGAUAUACCAACAGGAAUCUUAAUAACUCAAAUUCAAGAUCACAAUCUCCCUUCAGUUGA